ACAGAUGUCAGUAAAAGUAUGUCAUCAAGACAGAAGCUGGAGGCACAGGUGACUGAAAAUAAUAUCGUUAAGGAGGAGCUUGCGUUGUUGGAUAGCCAAAAUACAGUUUACAAACUAAUUGGACCAGUUUUGGUCAAACAAGAUCUAGAUGAAGCCAAAGCAACAGUGAGCAAGAGAUUAGAAUACAUCAAUGGUGAAAUUCAGCGCUAUGAAACUUUACUGAAGGAGUUGGAGAGGAAGUCUGAGCAGCAUCGGGAAGUUCUGUCCAGCCUGCAGCAGGAGUACCAGCGCGCUCAGGGUCAGGCUGUUGGGAAGGUCUAAAUGGAUUAUAAUUCUGGACACUAGUCUUAUCCAGCAAAGCUCAGAGACUGAAUAUGCCUGCUAAUAACACAUGCUUGUUCACAUGUCUGUUAACCGAAAUCUGUUGUUUUUUUGUUUGAUGCUAUUAGGUUAUCAUUAAAUUUUGUUUAGAUUAAAUUAUGUUCAGCCUCCUCUUUUUGUGCUUGCAGUUAAUAUGUUUAAAGUUUUAAUUUUCAUAUCAACGGACCCUUUUCACGUGUCUU
Messenger RNA from Sinocyclocheilus grahami, 563 nucleotides. RefSeq names its product prefoldin subunit 6-like. Gene Ontology annotation, molecular function: protein-folding chaperone binding. NCBI's taxonomy places the organism in Eukaryota, Metazoa, Chordata, Actinopteri, Cypriniformes, Cyprinidae. The record is from RefSeq and is a predicted model, not a curated record. The annotation marks the transcript as partial. Gene Ontology annotation, cellular component: prefoldin complex; cytoplasm. The transcript has 3 exons. Gene Ontology annotation, biological process: chaperone-mediated protein complex assembly; protein folding.